AUGGCAACCGAGUUGAACCGCCAGGCAAAUUCAAAUGGUGUUCCACUGGAAAAGGAUUUUUCGCACACUAGCAAUCACUAUGGAGACGGCAGCAAUCCGUAUCAUAUGAAUGAUAUUUCAAUGGGUUCAGAUGACGCAUUGAAAAGGAUCAGGACAGCUGGUAGUAUCAGUAUCAGUCCAGAAUUGUUCGAAAAGAUCUAUCUUUCUCCACAAAACACCGUGAAAGGUGAUUUAAGGAAAACCUUUGGAAACCCUACUCCAGUCGCAUUACUUGGGUUUUUAAUCUCCCUCUCACCAUUAUCAUGUGAUCUUAUGGGCUGGCGUGGAGCAGGUGGUAAUGGUGCGGCUGGAAUUGGCUCCUAUUACUUCUUUGGUGGACUCCUUAUGAUUGUUGGCGGCUUUCUCGAGUUUAUUCUAGGCAACACUUUUCCCUUUGUGGUAUUCAUCUCCUUCGGUGCCUUCUGGCUUACAUUUGCUUCCACACUACAGCCUUUCUAUGGCGCAUAUGGUCUUUACGCUCCUCCCGGCGGUACUGCAGCUGAUGGUCUCCAAACUGUUGGGUUCAACGCCUCUUUCGCAUUCUUUCUUAUUUUUAUGGGUGUACUUUGUCUCAUGUAUCUCGUCUGUUCUUUACGCACAAAUGUUGUUUUUGUAAUAAUCUUCUUUACAUUGGUUGUCGCCUUUGCACUUUUGUCGGCAAAAUAUUGGCACAUUGCAAAUGGCGUCGGCAAUACGGAUGCAGGUAAAUUGGCGUUGGCAGGCAGAUUGCAAAUUGCGGCUGGUGCGACUCUUUUUGUGACAUCAAUGGCGGGUUGGUGGAUCUUUUUUGCUAUCAUGCUGGCGGCGUUAGACUUUCCAUUCCAAAUCCCAGUGGGUGACCUUAGCACUUUGAUUAAAGGAGCAAGCGAGAGACAGAAAUCCAAGGAACAAAUGGCCUAG
Sclerotinia sclerotiorum 1980 UF-70 is the source of this 939-nucleotide messenger RNA. RefSeq lists its product as hypothetical. Gene Ontology annotation, molecular function: acetate transmembrane transporter activity. The record is from RefSeq and is a predicted model, not a curated record. The transcript has 3 exons. Lineage: Eukaryota; Fungi; Ascomycota; Leotiomycetes; Helotiales; Sclerotiniaceae. Bases 1 to 939 code for a protein of 312 amino acids. Gene Ontology annotation, cellular component: plasma membrane.